This is a messenger RNA of Hypanus sabinus (Atlantic stingray), 4979 nucleotides long. RefSeq names its product peptidyl arginine deiminase, type II (gene padi2). Bases 268 to 2229 code for a protein of 653 amino acids. Gene Ontology annotation, cellular component: cytoplasm. The transcript has 18 exons. Gene Ontology annotation, molecular function: protein-arginine deiminase activity; calcium ion binding. NCBI's taxonomy places the organism in Eukaryota, Metazoa, Chordata, Chondrichthyes, Myliobatiformes, Dasyatidae. The record is from RefSeq and is a predicted model, not a curated record.
CGACAGCCGAGCAAGGAGGGAGGGCAAGUCCAGGUCACGCCUCAAGAUGUGAAGAUUUUCUUUCCUGUCACGUGCAUGUCGAAAUCUAGACUAAAGUGCAUUAUCUGCGUCGAGUCAAAUCUGUAAGGAUUGUGUCGGGCAGACUGCGUGUGUCGCUACGGUUCUGCCCACAGCUCACUGACCCACGUCUAACCGGAGCUCCCGGGAGAGACCCAUUCUGUCACGCGGAGAACACAGAAGCGUAUCACAAACACUGCAGAAUUCACCAUGUCCAAGCAAAGAACGGUGUACGUGGAGUGUGGGAAACCUACCCAAGUACUUUAUGUCAUUGGAACUGUAAUUAAUGUUGAUAUUUACAAGCCAUCUCCUCCGUUAUGUCAGACCUUUGAAGUCACCUCAAGUCCUGGUGUUGUUUGUUCCAUCUCAGAUCGAAAGAAUUCAAAUAUUGCUGCUCUAUCUGCAAAUCGCUGGACUCUCAGUAAAGAGAUCUUUCUUCAGAUCAGGGUGGACCAAGUAAGCCAUACUCCCAACGAUAAAAAGGUUACGGUUAUGUUCUACAAAGAUGAUUUGGCAAAGCCCUUUGAUCAGAUGAUCCUUGAGCUCACGGCGAUCAUUGUGUCAUUGGAUGUGGAUGCAGAUCGUGAUGGUAUCGUUGAGAAGAAUAAUCCCAAUAAGGGUUCCUGGAAGUGGGGUUCCAAAGGACACGGAGCCAUUCUUCUUGUGAACUGUGACCAGGAGGAGACCAGUGGAACUGACAACUCUGAUGACAAAGUUGCUGUAUUUGAAGACUUGGCAGACAUGUCACAUAUGAUUCUAAGAACCGAAGGACCAAACAGUUUGCCAGCUGGGUACAAACUGAAACUGUCCAUUUCACCUCCUGAUGAAGAGAAAGUGCAGAUCUUCCGCCAUGAUAUGACAAAAAUGACGAGAGUGUUGGGUAGAAUGGAGAUGGCAACUGAUGUGGAAUUUACAAAAGGGAACAACGACAUUCAUUUCUUUGCUGAAGGGCUCGUGUUUCCAAAUGCUAAGAUUACUAAAUUGGUGACCAUCCACCUUGACUUGCUGCAAAAAGUGCAUUACAAAGACAUUCCCAUUUUCACUGAACAAGUCGUAUUUUGUUUGGCUCCAUGGAUUAUGACUCCUAAUACUCUGUGUCCUGCAGAAGUAUUUGUGUGCAGUAUAAAAUAUAAUGAAAAAUUCCUGAAAGACUUCAGAGGUUUAGUGGAAAAGGCACAGUGCAAGCUAACAAUUUGUCCUGAAAGCAAGAACCUCUCAGAUCUCUGGAUUCAGGAUGAAAUUGAAUUUGGUUACUCAGAGGCUCCUUCCAAGUACCUGGACGUGGUGUUGGACUCUCCUCGAGACAGGGGACUAAAGGAUUUUGCCUACAACUGUCUCCUGGGUUCAGAUUUUGGACACAUAAACGUGGCAGGUGAAUACAGAAACAGUCUGAACAGCUUUGGAAAUCUAGAGGUCAGUCCUCCAGUGACAGUGAACGAAAAGGAGUAUCCACUCGGAAGGAUCAUCAUUGGAAGCAAUUUACCCAAUUCUUCUGAGGGGAGAAAGAUCUCAAAGGCCAUUCAGGACUUUUUGAUUGCUCAGGAAGUGCAGUCUCCUAUUGUGCUGUACUCUGACUGGUUGGUUGUCGGUCACGUGGAUGAGUUCAUGAGCUUUGUUCCAGCCCCUGACAGAAAGGGUUUCAGGCUUCUACUGGCCAGUCCUGAUUCUUGCUACAGGCUGUUUAAUAAGCUCAAGGAAGAAGGUUAUGGAGAAGCCCAGAUGUUUGAAAAUCUAAGUGUGAAGCAAGUCAAAAUUAAUGAAAUCCUGAAUGAUCAAAUGCUGCAUGAGAUGAAUGCUUUUGUACAGCAAUGUAUUAAUUGGAACAGAGAUGUGCUAAAGAUGGAAUUGGGAUUAGAUGAAGGAGAUAUCAUUGAUAUUCCUGUUUUGUUUCAUCAGUCGGAUUACUUGGAAAGAGUUAUAGCUUACUUUCCAGAUAUGGUGAACAUAAUAGUCAUUGGCAAAUUUGUAGGCAUCCCAAAGCCUUUUGGGCCACUGAUAAAUGGAAAAUGCCCACUGGAAUCUGCAGUGCGCUCAGCACUAGAACCACUUGGCCUGGAUUGCACCUUUAUUGAUGAUUUCGCCAACUACCACGUACGCCUUGGUGAAAUUCACUGUGGCACAAAUGUCCGUCGGAAGCCAUUUACUUUUAAGUGGUGGAACAUGGAGAUAUAAUCAGCAGCUGUAGUAUCCAAAAGGACUAAAGUAUUGUUUUAUUUUUCACCUUGAUCUUUUCUAAAGCUUUGGUAAAGUGUGAUCUGCUGAAACGGUCACCACACUUUGACCUGGAACCUCUGCUUAUCUCUUCUCAUGACCUUGAAAGAAGCCACUGAUCCAUUUUCGAAGCAGUUCGGUUCCUCAUUACUCGACCCGGGAAUCGAAUCAUUAGACCUGGUGCUCAUUAUGUCAGUGCGACAGCCAAAGAUAAAAUUUUGAGAGUGUAAUCUGGCAUCAGUCGGGAAAUUUUGACAGGUACUACCUCAUGUGAAUGUCUUGCAGGUCUAAUGGGAUUCCCAUGUCAGAGGAUGAUCAAGAGAUGGCAUUUCUCCAGCUGUUCUCCAGGAGCACUGCUAAGGAAAUAAAUCAGGCCAAUCCAAGAGUGCUUCUAGGACACAUAGAUUUCCAUAGCAAGAUCACACCAAUGUCAUCCUCUGAGCCCUCUGCCCAAAAUUCAUUAUGUAGAAAAGAGACAUAUACUAUGAGUGUCAUAACAUUAGGAUGGGCAUGUGCGCCUUUUAAACCUAAAGUGUGACCUGUUCCUCUACCCAUCACUCGGGAAGUCCAAGCUCUGAAUACCUCCAACCCCAACCCAAGGCCAUGAGGACGAAGGAGCACGGAAUAAAGGGAGGGAGGAUGCCAAUUACUCAACCCACUCCAAUUGCUCAUCUUAUCACCUGCUCUUCUGACCCUUGUCCUAAUGCCCACAUGGGUAUCACCAUCACCCAUAAAGCUUGCUACUGCACCCUUGGAAGUGGGAAUUGUUACUCAUUUCACUCAGUACCAGGUGCUUCACUGGAGCCAACACAACAUAAAAUUACACUCACAGUAAACUAGUGGCAUUGAUUCAAGAGAAUUCUAAUAAUCCCACACAAUUGGUACCAGAUUUUUGCCAAAACCAAUAGCUUCAAGCUGUUAAGAUAGCAGUAAUAGUCUUUCAUACUGAUGAUUGACAGCUCAGAUCCUCACAAAUGCUACCUAUACAUUCCUGGGUUUAGAGAGGCAAAUGCACUUUCUGGACCUGUUGAUUCAUUUGGAGGACACCGAGUUCAUGCUAAAAAUCUACUUAUGUGUAUGUGUCUUUGGUUCCUUGAAUCAAUUUUUGAGCAAUCCUUGAACAAAGUGGUCUACACUCCUGGCCAAAGAGAAGACAGUGUUCUUUAGAAUGUAUUAAAGAUACUGUACUUCACAAGUCACUGCUAGCCACAUCUUUCGUCCUUAAAAUGUCAUUUAUAAACAAAAUAUUUCCAGUCUGGUAACAAAGUUUUGUAGCCGAGGAGGAUGAUGGUCUUUCAGAGUCAAUGCCUACAAUGCCAACUCCUUCCAAAACUGGUAGAAAUCUAAACCAGCUCAAUCACUUACUUGAUGGCUGACCAACCCUAAUCCCCCAUUUGGGGCCUAUCAGCUUUUCCUUCCUUCAACCCCUGGCCAUAGUUCAUGAGGUCAUAAUAGGAAAGUCACAUUAACUAACAAAACCAAUUUACUUUUAGUACAUGUUUGAACCAAGGGUUGCUGCAAAUGCUGUAAAGCAAUCAUCCGGUGGUGAGUUGAUGGAUUUGUCUAUCCGAGCAACUAUGCUAUUAACAUUGCAUGGCUGGGGAAAAGAUUACCAUGGAUGAAAUAAAAUAAGAACAGGGGGUGGAAACAUUAUAAAUUGAUAUAACACUUCCCUCCCUAGCAUUUUUCAUUACCAAUCCAACAAAUUUUAAAAUCACAGAAACUACAGUAAUGGGUUUAAAUCCACUUUUCUUGAAGUUCUCUGCAACACUGCACCUUUUGUUCUCAUAUUUUUGUCAUUCUUUUUUCUUUUCCUUCUACAGACAACCAGUAGGGACAAUUGUGCUGAUCUUGCCAAUUAUCCCAAUCUCACAGAGAUUGAUCUGUUCACUUACAUUGUUUGGUUGCUCAGCAAAUCAAAGCAUUUUUGGAAUACAUUUUUUUGAGUGUAACGGCUUCUUUGUAAUGUUUCUCUGCUAAGGCUAAUGUAAUGGCUUCUCUGUAAUGUUCACUGCUGAGGUAAUGGUUUCUCUGUAGCAGCAAUGUUUGGGUUAUGACUAGAGAUAACGGGGCUUUGGAAUGCAGGGGUUAGCUGAUGAGGAAAUGUUGUUGUUUCUUGUGUGUCUGGGAGCCGGGUUUAUGCGGUCUUUUAUCGAGGAGAGAAGUGGGAAGACACAUGUGGAGAGAGCUGGUAGACCACCGGAUGGAGUGGACUGGGAUCUGAGGGUCUGAAAGUCGGCAAUGUUCAGAGGAGACCAAUGGUGGAAGAAUAACUACUGAAUGAGCUCCAAUGUGACUUUGACUUGACUUGGGCCCUUUUUGUUUUUGUUUAUUUUCAUUACUAACCCUAUACAGCUGUCCCCCGCUUUACAAAAGUUUGCUUUACGCCACUUUGCUUUUACAAAAGACCUACAUUAGUACCUGUUUUCGCUAACCAAAAGAAAUCCGAAGAGGAUUUUCACUUUUACGAAAAAAAGCACCCGCUGUAAACUUGUGUUUACCCCAAGAAAGACUACCAUGACCGUGAAGCCUUGCGCGGGCAGGUGUAUGCGCAAGCAUGUACAUGCCGACUUUUUUUUCUCUACAAUUCAGUUUUUGGCUAAAUCUUCCCAAUUCUGGUAAGUGAAACUACACUGUACAUGAAUUGUUUCUACUUCAUAUAGGCUGCGUAUUUAUCAUAUCAUUCCUGCUUUUACUAUAUGUUUGUGCUA